CUCAGGGGAGAGGUGACUCAAUUGAACUCUAGCGAACUCAGUAGUAAGUCUCACCAUCACCAAUGUCAUUUAUAUUGUCGGUAGCUACUAAGGCUACUGCCGUUGCGUACCCAGUUUUACUUGCUGUGAAAAUUAUAGACGAAAUAGUGGAUGAAGUAUCCAUCCCCAUUGAAUUUAUCGAUGAAAAAUCAGUUGACCCCACUAAGGCAGAUAUCGGUGCUAAAUUAGUAACACCUGAAGGUAAAACUUAUGAAACUCAAUUAGAAAUCUUAACUUAUUUGAGUGAAAAGUUCCCAUCAGUUGUUAGUGAUGCUAAGGAAUCUCAAAAAUGGGCAGAAUUCGCUUUGAAUCACUUGUACAUCAAGAACUUUAAGGUAUUAUCAACUGAUUUAGAAACUUUAGAUGCUCAUUUAAAUUUACGUUCAUUUGUUGUAGGUAAUGGAUAUUCAUUAGCCGAUUAUGCUGUAUGGGGUGCCUUACGUGCCAAUGCUUUAAUGGGUUCUAUCAUUAAGAAUGAAGUUUAUAUCAAUAUUUCUAGAUGGUAUAAUUUAUUAGCUUCAGAUAAGAGAUUUGAAAAUACUAUUGAAUUCUAUACUAAAUCAGUUAAUGAAUUAAGAAAAUCCCUUAAGGCUGCUAGUACUGGAGGUAAAAAAGAAACCCAUAAGGCUAAUUUUGAUAUUGAUUUACCAGGUGCUAAAAUAGGUGAAGUCGUUACUCGUUUCCCACCUGAACCUUCUGGAUAUUUACACAUCGGACAUGCUAAAGCUGCUAUUUUAAAUGAAUAUUUUGCUCAUAAUUAUAAGGGUAAAUUAAUUAUUAGAUUUGAUGAUACUAAUCCUACUAAAGAAAAGGAAGAAUUCCAAGAUUCUAUUAUUGAAGAUUUGGCUCUUUUAGGAAUUAAAGGUGAUAAAGUUACUUAUUCUUCUGAUUAUUUCGAUACUAUGUAUGAAUUAGCCAUUCAAAUGAUUAAAGAUGGUAAUGCUUAUUGUGAUGAUACUCCAUUAGAAAAGAUGAGAGAACAAAGAAUGGUAGGUGAACCUUCUGAAAGAAGAAAUAGAUCAAUUGAAGAAAAUUUAACCAUCUUUACACAAGAAAUGAAGAAUGGUACUGAAGAAGGAUUAAAGAAUUGUUUAAGAGCUAAAAUUGAUUAUACCGCUGCCAAUAAAACUUUAAGAGAUCCUGUUCUUUAUAGAUGUAAUUUAACUCCUCAUCAUAGAACUGGUACUGCUUGGAAAAUGUAUCCACUUUAUGAUUUCUGUGUUCCAGUAGUUGAUUCUAUUGAAGGAGUAACUCAUGCUUUAAGAACAAAUGAAUAUAGAGAUCGUAACCCACAAUAUGAAUGGAUUCAAAAUGCUUUGAAAUUACGUCAUGUUAAUAUUUGGGAUUUUGGAAGAGUUAACUUUGUUAGAACUUUAUUAUCCAAGAGAAAAUUACAAUGGUUUGUCGAUAAAAAGUAUGUUGCUAACUGGGAUGAUCCAAGAUUCCCAACCGUUAGAGGUGUUAGAAGAAGAGGUAUGACUGUUGAAGGGUUAAGAAACUUUAUUAUCUCUCAAGGUCCAUCAAAAAACAUCAUCAAUUUGGAUUGGUCUGUUAUUUGGGCUUUAAAUAAGAAAGUCAUUGAUCCAAUAGCUCCAAGAUUUACAGCUGUUGAUAAAGAAAAUGCUGUUGUAGUUAACUUGGACGGACCUGCUGAACCAACAACUGAACAAAAACCUAAACAUAAGAAAAAUGCUGAAGUAGGAUUAAAAUCCGUCAUUUAUGCUAAUAAAGUAUUAAUUGAUCAAGCUGAUGCUGUAGCCAUUGAAGAUGGUGAAGAAAUCACAUUUAUGGACUGGGGUAAUGUCAUUGUUGAAAAAGUUCACAAGGAAGGUGAUGUGGUCAAGUCUAUUGAUGCUAAAUUACACUUAGACGGUGAUUUCCGUAAGACUUCUAAGAAACUUACCUGGUUAGCUGAUACCAGCGAUAAAGUUGAAGUUGAUUUAGUUGAUUUUGAUCAUUUAAUCACCAAGGACAAAUUAGAAGAAGAAGAUAACUUUGAAGAUUUCCUUACUCCAGAAACUGAAUUCCAUACUAAGGCCUAUGCUGAUUUGAAUGUUCGUAGUUUAAAGGAAAGUGAUGUCAUUCAAUUCGAAAGAAAGGGUUACUAUAGAGUCGAUAAGCCAUACGAACAAGGUAAGGAAGUUGUCUUAUAUACCAUUCCUGACGGUAAGACUGUCUCCAGAUAUGGAGCUAAGAAAUAAAUUUCCAACUCUCUUGUACAAAUUGAAUAAUAUAAUAGUACUCUCAAACUAUAUUAGUAUUAUGGAAGUAAAUAUAAAUUAACGAUA
This is a messenger RNA of Scheffersomyces amazonensis, 2327 nucleotides long. RefSeq names its product glutamate--tRNA ligase (gene GUS1). Gene Ontology annotation, molecular function: ATP binding; glutamate-tRNA ligase activity. Gene Ontology annotation, cellular component: cytoplasm; cytosol; methionyl glutamyl tRNA synthetase complex. The record is from RefSeq and is a predicted model, not a curated record. The coding region runs from base 63 to 2240 and encodes 725 amino acids. Gene Ontology annotation, biological process: glutamyl-tRNA aminoacylation; translation. The transcript has a single exon. Lineage: Eukaryota; Fungi; Ascomycota; Pichiomycetes; Serinales; Debaryomycetaceae.